UACUUUUGUCGUAUUUGCUACCAAAGUGCUGCUAUAGUUUCAUUUGAUCUUGUGUGCUUGGGCUUCUGGAUUCAUUUGUGACUUCUACGCUAAUUUUACAAGACUGAAAUCAAGUAACUUACGAAUUUUUGUAGUUCUAAUUCUAGCGAAGAGUUUUAUUCUCCUUUCACCUUUUCUGAUUUAGAUUUAAGUCCUCUUAAGGAGGUUAGGUUGAGGAGUGAGAGUGACAUUGAGUGUGAGUUAGAAUUUUUUGAAGAUCCUAACUUCAUUCCCCCCUACUCCAUGUAGUGAAAGUUACGAAAGUGAAGAAAUGUCUUUUGAGGAAACGUUGAGUGUGGGAAGAAGCAAGGAAGUGAGGGUUUUGGAAUACGGUGAUGGGGGUAUGGAGAGUGGGUUGUCUGGGUCAGAGAGAACUGAGGACGAGGUGGGUGGAAAAGAAAUUAUUGAGGGUGAGGAAGGAGGAAUGCCCUCGAAUAUUUUGGAAAUUGAGGGUGGGGGUGAUAGGUGUUAUAAUGUAGAGGCAGACAUUGUUUUUGAAGUGAUGGGGUAUGAGACUGAGUUGGCUGAGAGUAGAAAGGACAAGGGGUGGUAUUACUUCAUACCUCAGACAUCCAACAAAGAAAAAAGGAACUUAUUUAGUGUAGGACCUUCAUCCAUUAACGGAUGGAAGGAAAAAUUUUUCUUUGUCGAUGACACAGAGUGGGUAAAGAGGGAUGAAGAAGUAGAAUUUUUGUCUAGCUGGAAGGCUAAAAAAGCCAACCAAAAUAGGUAUAGCUUGAAUAGUGAUGAAGAGGAAGAGAUUGAGAAGCUGGUGAAAGAGGGAGGUGACAUCUUGGAUAUUAUGUAUCUCACCAGCUCAGAUGUCAUAGAGGCUGUUGAGCUCUAUGGGCCAAGUUCAUUGAGUGAAGCUGGGAUGAACAAAAUUUUGGGUGCAGCUGAGGGGUUAGCCAUUCCCAAAAAACUAAGGAAGAAGUCAAAGACUUCUGAAAAUGUUGCAAGUGAGGGAAAAGUUGGAGACAAAGAAAGGGAGCAACUCUCUAGUGCAUUAGCCCGAGCUCCGGUUGUUGAUAAGCCAAGGCUAGAGCUCAAACGAAAAGGAAAGCUCAGAGAGAUUGGGGUUACAACCCAUGGCAAGGGCAAGGCGCUUGUUCCUCCUCCUUCUUUGCAGAGCAGUCUUUUUGACACCAAGAACAUGAUGGCGGCGAAGAAUUUUAUAAAUGCAUAUCUUCCUAAACUAAGAUGGGAUCCUGAUGAAGAAGGUCGCACCAUUUUCCCACCUAACUUCAACUUCGAGUUUGUCAUAGUGAAAGAAAGGGACGCAAGGACAGGAGGUGCAGAAGUGGAAGAGAACUAGCCACCUUGUUUAGUGGAGAUGCAUCCAGUUCCUUUAGAGGAGGACUAGCCAGCUCCUCCAACAGAGAACCAGCCACCUUCUCCUACAGAGUAGUGAGGCUUUUAUUUUAUGAUUUUUGUUUCGUUGUAAAGUUUGAACAAUUUGUUUGUCUUGUUUUGAACAUUUUUGUAAUCAUUUCAUUCAUCAAUUUAAUUAUAUGUUGAGAAUUUGCUUUCAUUAUUUGUUGUGUUGGCGCUAACUAAGAGCUGAGAUGAAAGAAAGCACUUCGGAUUUU
Rubroshorea leprosula is the source of this 1628-nucleotide messenger RNA. The record is from the annotation of a GenBank genome assembly. Lineage: Eukaryota; Viridiplantae; Streptophyta; Magnoliopsida; Malvales; Dipterocarpaceae.